Messenger RNA from Thamnophis sirtalis, 741 nucleotides. NCBI's taxonomy places the organism in Eukaryota, Metazoa, Chordata, Lepidosauria, Squamata, Natricidae. The record is from RefSeq and is a predicted model, not a curated record.
CGGUCGCUCCCAUCUCUCGCCUCGGGACGUUUACGAGCCUCUUCGGAGACGCGGCGAGAGAAAAGGAAGUGGGGCGCGCGCGCCGGUACAGCCGAAGGGCCGACCGCGAGCUCUGACAUAGAAGGGCGGAGGGGGCGUCACGUCGCGCCGCGCCACGCCACGCCACGCCACAGAGGAGCGACAGUUCUACCGGAGAAGGCAGGAGGGUGAAGCGACGGGGAUCGGGAAGACAUGGCCUACGCGUAUCUCUUCAAGUAUAUCAUAAUCGGGGACACAGGUGUUGGAAAAUCAUGUUUGUUGUUGCAGUUUACAGACAAAAGGUUUCAACCAGUUCAUGACCUUACUAUAGGUGUAGAAUUUGGUGCUCGAAUGAUAACCAUUGACGGGAAGCAGAUAAAACUUCAGAUAUGGGAUACAGCUGGGCAGGAGUCCUUCCGUUCCAUCACAAGGUCAUACUACAGAGGGGCAGCAGGUGCCUUACUAGUGUAUGACAUUACAAGGAGGGAUACUUUCAACCAUUUGACAACAUGGUUAGAAGAUGCCCGCCAGCAUUCUAAUUCCAAUAUGGUUAUUAUGCUAAUUGGAAAUAAAAGUGAUUUAGAGUCUAGAAGAGAAGUGAAAAAAGAAGAAGGCGAAGCAUUUGCAAGAGAGCAUGGCCUUAUCUUUAUGGAGACAUCUGCCAAAACUGCUUCAAAUGUAGAAGAGGUAAUUUUGAGUAUCUUUUAAUAUAUUAGAUUAAGU